Hydractinia symbiolongicarpus is the source of this 2193-nucleotide messenger RNA. RefSeq names its product gamma-aminobutyric acid receptor subunit beta-3-like. Gene Ontology annotation, biological process: signal transduction; regulation of membrane potential; chemical synaptic transmission. NCBI's taxonomy places the organism in Eukaryota, Metazoa, Cnidaria, Hydrozoa, Anthoathecata, Hydractiniidae. The record is from RefSeq and is a predicted model, not a curated record. Gene Ontology annotation, molecular function: extracellular ligand-gated monoatomic ion channel activity; neurotransmitter receptor activity; transmembrane signaling receptor activity. Bases 670 to 2130 code for a protein of 486 amino acids. Gene Ontology annotation, cellular component: membrane; synapse; neuron projection. The transcript is spliced from 10 exons.
AAUUUAUUUCAUUUUUAUUAUCAACCCGCCGUUAAUUUAGUUCUAAACUAUUAUAGUAUUUUUGUUUCUCUUCAAUUUUUUAAUUGGUCUGAAAUAUAUAUAUAUUUUGCGGUUUUAUUUUUCCUCCUGUUGUGAAAAUGUAUUUCCCGCGUUUUUGUUUUUCUUCAAUCUGCUGUGAAUAUAUAUUUUUUGCGUUUUUUUUUUUUGUUUUUUUUCGAACUGUUGUGAAAAUAUAUUUUUUGCAUCUUUACUUUCUACAAUCUGUUGUAGAAAUUCUUUUUCGCGUUUUAAUUUUUUUCAAUCUCCUGUGAAAAUAUAUUUUUAACGUUUUUACUUUCUUCAAUCUGUGGCAAAAAUAUAAUUUUAGCGUUUUUAUUUUCUUCAAAAUGUUGUGGUAAUAUAUUUUUUCAGUUUUUUAAAUUUUUUUGUUUUGGUACCUUUCGACUUCCAUCCUUGUCGAUACAAAUGUGUGUCAAGCACAAUGCAAAAUUAGUUUUUAAAAACUAUAUUAAAUAAUUAACUUUCCUUAUUGACAAAAAUGUAAUUGAAAAUAGAAAGUUAAAUAAUUUAUAAAUUUCGAAAGAACGCAUAAAUAAAGAACUAUAAAUAUUUCAAAAAUUGACUGAAGUUUGAAGACGAAAAAAUAAUAAAAAAGUGAACUAGAUAUUAAUGAACACGAUGGUUCAGGCGACAAUGUUUUUACGUUUUGGAUGGAGUGUAUUAGUUUUUCUAAUGCUGUGUUAUAUUGUUGGAGCAUCCCAAGAAAAAGGAAAGAACAAUUCGGAAAUUGAAAUAGAUCGUACAGACGCACGUGUUGCACACACAUGGAAUGAACUCAUCCAACAUUACGAUCGACUAGUGAGACCAAAUUACACAGGUUCAGCGACAACUAUUUUCGUUGAAAUAACUGUUUUAUCGUUCGGACAAAUUAAUGAAAGAGAUAUGAGUUUCAGCGUGGAUUUAUUUCUUCGACAAAUUUGGCAAGAUCACCGAAUGAAACAUGAUUUACCAGAGCCCAUUAUUCCAUUAUUUGGUCAAAAAAGUCCCGCAGAUUUUAUUUGGGUACCAGACUCUACAUUUAUUAACGCUCAGCAGUCUACACAACACAGAGUAACAGUGGGCCACAACAAAUUGGAUAUAUACAACAAUGGAACUGUGUUUUGGGGUAGUAGAAUAUCCGUUGUAGCAUCUUGUCAUCUGGAUUUGCGUCGCUAUCCCCUGGAUACUCAGAAAUGUCACAUUGGUAUUGAAAGUUAUGCAUAUCCAAACGAUGAAAUGGAUUAUGAAUGGAACGGCGGGGAAAUGGCUUGUAUUAUCAACAACGAUUACAUGUCCCAGUACACAGUAACCCACCGUCAUUUGUAUGAAGAUGUUGGUUGUUAUAUGUUAGGAAACUUCAGUAUUUUGAAGGCUGAAUUCACCUUUCAACGAAGGGCGGCAUUCUCGAUUAUUCAAAUAUUUUUUCCUACUAUAUCCAUUGUUUGUGUGUCUUGGAUACCAUUAUGGAUACAUAAAAGAUGCACAUCUGCCCGUGUUGGCAUGGGUGUCACCACUCUAUUGACGUUGUGCACAAUAUGGGGAUCGGUAAAUUACCGGCUGCCGGUUGUUAGUUACAUCAAAGCGGUUGAUUGGUAUUUUAUGUUCUCAUUUUGUUUCGUACUUCUAACACUGUUAGAGUAUGCGUUUGUUUUGAACGUUGGAUUUGCUUAUCAUCCGAAAGUAAAACGGAAAAUAAAAAGAAGACCUCAUGUCCAGAAAAUUAAAAGAGAAAUUAAAACUUCAGAUACGGAAGAUAUUCAACUGCAAGAGAGAGUUACAAUCAGCAAUCUUGAGCCGCAAUCACAAAUCGUUUCCACAACAGCUGUUCGAAAAAAGAAAGUCUCUGUCACCAAUUCGCUUUAUCAUCAGCGAGAGUUACCACAAAUCUUCGAUGCGGACAAUAAAGAGAGUGUUCGAAGUGUGACAUAUAAUAUACAAGAUAAUCAAAGAAAGUUGGAGACCAUGAGAGAGAAAGUCCAAGGUGAAGAAACAGCGCAUUUGGACAAAAUCAGUCGCAUUGUCUUACCAAGCGGUUUUCUGGUCUUUAAUUUAUACUUUUGGAUUAAAUUCGGUUUAGAAGACGUACAUUAAAUUUAAAAUCAAGACAAUAUAAAUUUGUUUAUUGUAUGUAAUUUACAACCUUGUCUCCUGUUU